Messenger RNA from Rotaria socialis, 2187 nucleotides. The record is from the annotation of a GenBank genome assembly. NCBI's taxonomy places the organism in Eukaryota, Metazoa, Rotifera, Eurotatoria, Philodinida, Philodinidae.
AUGACAGAUAAUACAAAUGAAACAAUAGCAUCAUCGCGAAUGGCAACAAGAUCAACAACGACAACAACACCUACAACAACGACUUCAAAAACUACGAAUAAUAAAAAUGGUUAUGAACGUCUUGCUCAACUUUAUCCACAUGUUAGUGAUGAUAUACAUUUACCCACAAAAUGGAAUAGCAAAGAUAAAGCGUCAACUUUAUUUCUUCAACAAAGUGAUCUUGUUGUAACAUAUAAAGGUCCUGGUAAAUCACAUAAAGAUGCAGCUAGUCUUCGUUCGGAUUAUCCUAUUCCGUCAUUGACCGGUAUCUAUUAUUUUGAAGUGAAAAUUUUAAGCAAAGGUCGAGAUGGAUAUAUGGGUAUUGGCCUAUCAACAAGUGAAGUGAACCUCAGUCGUUUACCAGGAUGGGAUAAAGGUUCAUAUGGUUAUCAUGGUGAUGAUGGUCAUUCAUUUUGUUCAUCAGGUUCAGGUAUUAUCUACGGACCGACAUUUACAACUGGUGAUUACGUUGGAUGUUGUGUCAAUUUCCUUGAAAAUUCCUGUUUCUACACUCGUAACGGUUACAAUCUUGGUACAUCGUUCCGAGAUAUACCAACGGAAAUUUAUCCGACAGUUGGCUUGCAAACACCUCAUGAAGCUGUUGAAGCUAAUUUUGGUCUUAGUCCCUUUAAAUUUGACAUAGAAAAAUAUAUCGAUGAAUAUCGUGAAAAAACGCGUCGAGCAAUCAUUGAAUGCACAAUAAAAGAAGGCGAGCUAUUACAUCAAAUACAAUUACGUCGUAUUGUUUCUACAUAUCUCGUUCAUUAUGGAUAUUGUGCUACAGCUGAGCAAUUCAAUAAAAAUGCUGAGAGUGUAUAUGCUGACGAACUCAAUUCCAUGCGCAAUAGACAACUCAUACAACAUUUGAUUCUUGAUGGUCGCACAACCGAUGCUAUUGAAAAGACGAGAGAACUGUUUCCUACUUUGCUCAACGAUAAAAAUCUUUUAUUUGUAUUAAAAGUUCGUCAGUUUAUUGAAAUGGUCAAUGGAACUGAAAGUGAAAUUCGAAAAAAAUCAAUAUCAUGUCCAUCAUCCUGUUCCUCCCAAUCUAUGACAACAACAAAUUGUCCAUCGCCUACUAAUUGUGCUGCUAGUAAUGGAAAUCGUUCGAACAGUCCUUCAUGUUCAUCGUCAUUGUCGAAUAAAAAUCAUUCUUAUCCAACAACGACUGGACGUUCAUCAUCACCGAUGAAAAAAACCAACACAUCUUCACGUUCUCGUUCAAAUAGUCCGUAUACAUCAAGCCGUACACAAAUGACUACUAUAUCAGGGGCACAACAUAACAACGGUACAACUAGUGUUUUAUCUCGUCGAUCAAGUGCAAAUAAUUCUAACGAGUUAUCACAAGAACCUAAUAAUGAAUCAAAAUUACUACAAACAUCAUGUCAAAAUUCAGAAUCAAAUAGUCAUACAACAACAGUGGAUUCCAUGCCAUCGGAUGCAUCUAACAAUGCUGUUGUGAAUCUUAUGGAUAUUGAUGAUAAUCAUCAUGGUAAUAAUACAGCAAAUGGUUUUAGAAAUCACGGAACAGUAUCUCAAUCUUCUUCUUCUUCGUCGUCCUCCGCCUCCUCUUCUUCUUCUGCGACAAACCAAAUCGGUAAUGGGCAUUCACUAUCAAACGAUAAUAGCAAUAAUCCAGUCGUUGAUCACAAUGCAAAUAGUAAUGGAUGUUCAACAAAAUCAACUGAUAUUAUUGAUGGUAUGGAAUAUGAUGGUUAUGGUGAUUCAACUCAUACUACGAUGGAUAUGGAAACAAUGUCAUCUGAUGUACAGAGAAAACCAACCAGAAAAGAAGAUGAUCAACUUCUUGUUAGAAUUCUUCAAUUUGGUCGAGAAUUACAUGCACUCAAACAACAAUUGACCAUUGAACAUGGAGAAAAUCAACAAAAUGAUAAAAUGCUCCAAGAUGCAUUCAGCUUAUUAGCAUAUUCCGAUCCGAAAUUAUCACCACUCGCUCAUCUAUUAGAACCAUCUCAACGUGAAAAUAUUUCUAGUGCAGUGAAUAGUGCCAUACUUGAAGCACACGAUAUGCCAAGACAUCCAGCACUAGAAGUACUCGUUGGUUAUUUGCAUGAAUGCGACAAGCUAAUGCACAAAAAUAACAUACCAGAUUGUGCCUUUAUUGACUUGAACAAAUAUUUGCGAUAA